GGACCUGCACCAGAGAGUCUUUCCAGAUACAUUCAAGGCUUCCGUAACGUGAACCACAUAAUACCCAGCUGCCGAUAGGAUGGGACUGUUGGUUCAUUUGUGCUCGUGGCCAAGCUUCCAGCUUCUCGACCUCGAGCUGCCAGUAUACAAUAUACAUGCCGGUGACUAUGACAUCGGCGCACGCAGCAAAAAUUCCGGUACCGCAUGGCUUAUCAGACGAUUAACGAUAGUCGUGUUUAUCACAAAACCUCUGGUAUUCUAGUUGACAUUUCACACCUACAGCAAUGUCCGAUUGGUCGGAAUUGGCUAGCAGUGUUUUCUCCCAAGCGUCCGAUGCUUUGACAGAGGCUAAACAACGAGUCAAUGGAGUCAUUGCUCAGGAAAAUCUAGACUCACAGAACAUCGAAUGGUCUAAAGUAUCAGGUAAUGUUCUCUCCCGUGCGUCUGAUGCUCUGACAGAGGCCAGACAACUGGUCAAUCAAGCCGCGUCUCAGAGGGAUAUAGACCUACAAAACGUUGACUGGUCCAAAUUGUCAGCCAAUAUUAUGUCCCGUGCGUCCGAUGCUCUGACAGAGGCCAGACAGCUCAUCAAUCAAGCCGCAUCUCAGAGCGAUAUAGGCCUACAGAACGUUGACUGGUCCAAAUUGUCAGCCAAUGUCAUGUCCCGUGCGUCCGAUGCCCUGACAGAGGCCAGACAGUUCGUCAAUCAAGCCGCAUCUCAGAGAUAUAUGGACCUACAAAAUGUUGGUUGGUCUAAAGUGUCGAGCAAUGUUCUCUCCCGUGCGUCUGAUGCUCUGACAGAGGCCAGACAGCUCGUCAAUCAAGUCGCAUCUCAGAGAUAUACAGACCUACAAAAUGUUGACUGGUCCAAAUUGUCAGCCAAUAUUAUGUCCCGUGCGUCCGAUGCUCUGACAGAUGCCAAACAACUGGUCGAUCAGAUCGUGUCACAGAAAUAUCUGUACCUGACAAGCAUUGACUGGUCUAAAGUAUUGGGCAACAUUCUCUCUCAUGCUUCUAGUGUGCUGGCGACAGCAAGACAACUGGUCACUCAGGUAUUCAUAUACCACAACUGGCGCUCUGCUAUGGCAAUUAUAUCACAGCAAUUACAGAAGAAACUACGCCCCUUGCUCGAUGUAUUUUCCAGCAUAUUACACAACUGCCGGGCCAGAUUGUGGGGCAGUAUUCUCUCCAGCGUUUUGUUCGCUUUGACGGAGGUCAAUAAGUGGUCAAUCGUGCAUCCAUAUACAUCAGCUGGAGCCUUGGUAUUCAUCUCUGCGUUUGAAGAUCUUCCGAUGCUUUUGGCAUUAUUGCAGCUGACAGGAAUGACUACAAUGCUCUUGUGUUUUCUCCCGGUGCGGUUGAUUAACUGGUGUUUUGGCUUCAGGAGUCAGGGAGUAGAAAAAGGUUCAUUUGCAUCGCAAUAUCAGUCCCGUCGCUACGGCGGUAAUGUGCCACGAGGUUCUAGAUUCGCGGAACUCCAAUCAUAUGGGGCCACCAUGCCGACAGUUAUCUCGGCGCUUGUCUCAUUGUUGUCAUAUACUGGAGCUGUGAUUAUCUUGGGCCGGGAGUGGUGGAUCCAAUCAGGGGACUGGUAUCGUUUUGUAUCGAAUGGAAGCUAUUGAAAUGGGAUCAUCUUGUUGAGGUAUGCAUGCCACCAUGGUCAAAUGAAUGACAGGGUUCUGGGUUGGUUCGUGGGGGCUUGGGGAUGGUGGUAUUGAUGCUGUGGGCGGUAUUGUGGGUGUUCGAUAGAGGGAGUUGAGUCAGUGUCAGCAACAUGGAAUACUUGUGAUGCUAUACUCAUUAAUUGAUGCAACUUAUCAUUAUAAG
Messenger RNA from Suillus subaureus, 1827 nucleotides. RefSeq lists its product as uncharacterized. Lineage: Eukaryota; Fungi; Basidiomycota; Agaricomycetes; Boletales; Suillaceae. The coding region runs from base 285 to 1622 and encodes 445 amino acids. The record is from RefSeq and is a predicted model, not a curated record. Gene Ontology annotation, cellular component: membrane. The transcript is spliced from 12 exons.